AUGAGUCACGCCUUAGCGAAGAAGAUGGAGCCCUUCGAUGAGGAGAUGAGAUUAGUUGAUGCGCAUUGUCACAUACAGUUCGACGGAACGUUCACUCGUCUAGAAGCGCUGCUUGUACAGCACCCCGAGGCGAGUGUGGGGGAAAUAGGCCUAGACGGAUCUCGCAAGGGUGCUCAUGUGGCCCAUGAUAUCCAGAAUGAGGUAUUCGUAGCCCAGCUACACCUAGCCAAGCGGAUGAAGAGACCCGUGUCCGUGCACUGUGUGCGUCGCUACGGACGAGUUUUAGAAGGUCUUCGGAAGGCCAACAAGACGCACAACGAGGGGUCUCCGGUAGCACCGUGGUGUCUGCUGCAUGGCUACAACGGUCCUGUGGAGAUGAUCGGCCAAUUCGUCCGUGCAGGCGCUGUGUUUUCCUUUGGUCUGUCACUGACACACACCCCUUCACCCAAACAGAUAGCUGCUGUGAGAGCGGUGCCGUUAAACGCUUUGCUUCUGGAAACUGACAGCCCUGACAACCGUUCGUGCACCGAACCCGCUGACAUGGCAGCGGUAGCUAAGUGUGUGGCCGAAGUUCGGGAUAUGAGCGAAAGCGAAUUGAAGGCCUUGGUAUGGGACACAUCUGUUACCUUUUUCGGAAUCGCCACAGAACAUGAUGAGGUGUAGUGCGUGUGCGUACUGCGCUGAUAUGUUCGGGAGAAACCCAAUACACAUAAAACUCGUAAGCCUUGGACAGCAACAGGCAAUGAACCUACAGAUUCUUAGGUAAGGAGGGUCUGGCAUCCGAAGCUCGAGCACUAUUGCUAUUAAAGUUGAAAAUCUCGC
Molecule: messenger RNA, 822 nt
Organism: Sphaeroforma arctica JP610
Lineage: Eukaryota; Ichthyosporea; Ichthyophonida
Exons: 5
Coding region: 1-663 (220 amino acids)
Molecular function (GO): hydrolase activity, acting on ester bonds
Source: RefSeq, a predicted model, not a curated record